UAACUCCAUAGAUUGCAAUUCUUUUGAGGUUUCAAGAACAACAGCAAGAAAAACAAUACGAAAAAGAUGGCAGGCUCAAAUGAUCCAUUAGUGAUAACAUUCGGCGAGAUGCUCAUCGAUUUUGUUCCGGACACAGCCGGAGUCUCCUUGGCUGAGUCUCGUGCCUUCAUCAAAGCCCCCGGAGGUGCCCCUGCCAAUGUUGCUUGUGCCAUUUCCAAACUUGGUGGUAACUCUGCCUUCGUUGGCAAGGUGGGAGAUGAUGAAUUUGGAAAGAUGCUAGUUGACAUAUUGAAUCAAAAUGGGGUGAACACAGAUGGUGUGUGCUUUGAUAGGGAAGCAAGAACUGCAUUGGCAUUUGUGACACUGAGAAAGGAUGGAGAGAGGGAAUUCAUGUUCUACAGGAAUCCCAGUGCUGAUAUGAUGCUGAAGGAGUCUGAGUUGAACAUUGGUUUGAUCAAGAAGGCUAAGAUAUUUCAUUAUGGAUCCAUUAGCCUCAUAUCAGAGCCUUGCAGAUCAGCACACUUGGCAGCCAUGAAAGCUGCUAGAGAAGCCGGUGCUUUGCUUUCUUAUGAUCCAAAUGUGAGGCUCCCUUUGUGGCCUUCUCCUGAUACUGCUAGGUCUGGAAUCAAGAGCAUUUGGUUUGAUGCUGAUUUCAUCAAGGUUAGUGAUGAUGAAGUUAACUUUCUUACACAAGGAGAUGCUGAGAAGGAAGAAGUUGUUAUGUCCCUCUGGCAUGACAAACUGAAGUUGCUUCUUGUCACUGAUGGAGAGAAGGGUUGCAGAUAUUUCACCAAGAAAUUUAAAGGAAGGGUAACAGGGUUCUCAGUUAAGCCAGUUGAUACAACUGGUGCUGGUGAUUCUUUUGUUGGUUCUUUUCUCGCAUCUGUGGCCCGGGACUCUUCCAUAUUUGAUAAGGAGCAAAAUUUGAGAGAGGCUUUGACAUUUUCCAAUGCUUGUGGAGCAAUAUGUACAACACAGAAGGGAGCAAUUCCAGCACUUCCGACCCGCUCAGAAGCUGAGAAAUUUAUCUCUGGCAAUAAAGGCAAUUAGACAAGGCUUUAACAAUUUUGUAUUGCAUAAUGGUCUCACCAUUCGUUCUCAUUUUAUCUUCCCAUCUUAUAAGCUAUUGAUGGUACAGUGAGACAAGUGAUUAGGUAUACUGAUUAAUCUAAGACAUGAGUGUUUGAAGUAUAUUGUUAGACUUAAAUUUUACAGUUUAAUUUUGAUGUAUGACAAUGUAUUUUACUCUAUCGAAAAUUCAAUCAAAUUCAUGAUUAGAUGACAUUUUAAACAAUAGAUUUGAAAUUUAGUUACUUUUAAUAAUGUGAGAAUACAGAAUUGGAUAUCUGGAUAAAACUCUUGUAUUGUCGUGCAUAAAAAUUAAAUUCUAAAUUUUAUAAAAAAAAUUGAGAUUAAAAUAUAUAAUCAUGCUAAUUUCAAGUGAUUUUAUAUCCUCUAAAUAACUGAUAAUCAUAACCAUCCCUUGAUCUUUCAUUAUCACUUAGUACAUUUUCUAAUACAAUUCAUAUAUCUAAGACAAUUUGUAUUCAACAACAUUAAUUCAUUCACAGUAAAAAAUGACAAUAACAAAAGCAACGAAUGGAGUGAUUUUGGAAUUAAGUAAUAAUAUAUCAUGCUAACGAAACAUUGCUAACAAUAUGAAUGAUGAUAUUCAGUUUAUGGAUGACGAUAUCGCAAGUCAACUUUUUUUAAUUGUUUGCAUACAAAAAUGACUGUCUACUAUAAUAAAUUGAUAUUAUUAAAAGUUAAAACAUGUAUAAUACAAAAGAAUGAAUCUAUAAAUAUGAAACUAAUUAAAUUUUUUACCAACAUGACUUGCCGUGUUACUGGAUUUGAGAUCACACUCAAAUUUACUAUAAUAUGAAUAUAUGAUCAUUCCCCCCUCCCCAACACCAAUCAUUGACGAGAAAAAAAAAAAAAGGAUUGCAAGACAAUACUGAACUCUAUUGUAAGGGGUUCAUUACCCAUUUAUUAGGAAUAAUAUUAUUCUUAGGUACUUAAAAAAUGCCAAUUAAAAUUGCACAAUGCCAGGUUUUUAUUUAAAUGAACAAUAAAACCCUUAAACUUUUGUAUUAAGUGCUGCCUAAACUAGCAAUGCUACAUCUUUCAUUUCUUUCUGUUUCCUUCCUAUCCAAUGUAGCUAUGCUGUUAUACAAGGGAUAAUUACAGCAACUUAUGAAUAUACUUUUU
Molecule: messenger RNA, 2211 nt
Organism: Arachis ipaensis
Lineage: Eukaryota; Viridiplantae; Streptophyta; Magnoliopsida; Fabales; Fabaceae
Product: pfkB-like carbohydrate kinase family protein
Biological process (GO): fructose metabolic process
Cellular component (GO): cytosol
Molecular function (GO): fructokinase activity
Source: RefSeq, a predicted model, not a curated record